Messenger RNA from Dracunculus medinensis (Guinea worm), 339 nucleotides. The record is from the annotation of a GenBank genome assembly. NCBI's taxonomy places the organism in Eukaryota, Metazoa, Nematoda, Chromadorea, Rhabditida, Dracunculidae.
AUGUGCAAUGGAAAUCAUUUAGAUGUAAUGAAUGACUGGGAAAUUGGUGGAACACAAAAUAGAUGGGUUUGCCCAAGCGAUAGACAUCUUCAGUUGCGAGCUCAGCAAUUAAGAUUAAAAAGUGGCUGGAGCGUUAGAACGGCAAUAGUACGAUCGCCAACGAGUGUGAAACAACAGAAUGGCAACAUAUCGGAAGCAGAACAGGAACACAUACGGGCAGUUCUGGCUAAAGCCGAAGCAGGCAAAAUUCGGGAACAAUUUCGAAUUGGGUUGGCUCCAUUUUAUUGUUUUUUUAGUUGUGAUUUUAUUAUUUUUAAUUCAAAUUGGUUCAACUCCUGA